CAGGAGGUGUCUCAGCUGCUCGUUUUACCUAUAUCCAGGCCGGCUAGCAAAACUUUCUCAGACUGGAUGAAACUGUACAGACACACACAGCCUUGGAAAGACUUUCUCUGCAAAGCUCCUCACCACUCUGCAUUCUGGGAUUAAGAAAGUUUACUGAUCUGAAAGCCCAAGGGUAUUGCCAUCCAUAAGGAAUUUCUGUCACCCUCUUCUCUUGUUGUUGGAAGUCAUGCUGUGAAGUCCUAGUCUGGAAUUUGAAUUGAUUAAGCGCCCUGAUAUCUUGAAGCAAUGGCAGACCCUGCACUUAUAGAACUCACGUCAAAACCCCCGGAUCUCUGCUCGGAUUGCGCCCAGAUUCACCCGGUUACAGACAACCACAUAUACAACUUUCAGGAUGAGGUGGAUGAUGAGCUGGUCUGUCACAUCUGUCUCCAGCCCCUGCUGCAGCCUAUGGACACACCUUGUGGUCACACUUACUGCUACAAAUGUUUGGAGAACUUCCUCAAGGAGAAGGACUUUUGUCCCAUGGACCGUAAGAAGCUCAGCUUCCAACACUGUCGCAGAUCCAGCCUCUUGGUGAGAAACCUCCUGGACAAGUUGUCUGUGAGCUGCCCCUUCCAGGCAGAAUGCAAACUGGUCGUGCAGAGAUGUGAGCUGGAACCUCACCUACGCAACAGAUGCUCCGGCUUCAAGAAACACAAAGCUGAGAAACAGAGGAAAAAUACACCUAUCUCCUUGAAGAAGGAUGAUGUGGAGGGACAAGCAGACAAUUUGCAAGCAGGUGGGAUCUCCAGUAUCUUAGCAGAAUCUUCUCUUGCUGCUGUGGUGUCCCUUAGCUCUUCCGAACCUGGUUUGGUGAAUCCAGCAUUUGAUGCACAUGAUGAUGACCAACCACAUAGGACAAGUUUGGUAGCAGAGACCAGCAUAGUAGAGAUCCAUCGCGAUGACCCCGAAGAGGACAUUGGUAUGCGGAUUGUCGGGGGCAGGGACACCCCUCUCGGUAACAUAGUAGUUCAAGAAAUAUUGAAGGAUUCGCUGGUUGCUGUUGGUGGCAAAGUUACCCCUGGAGACCAUAUCCUGGAAGUGAAUGGAAUUAACACCAGCAAUGUGUCUCACAGUCAAGCCAUUGCCUUACUGCGCCAGCCCUGCUCCAUUUUGCAUCUCACAUUGCUUCAAGAGAAAGGCUUCUCCCAAAGGUCUCCCCGAGCAGAGGCCAACUCAGCUGUUGCUACUCCCUGCAAGGAGGUGAUCCAGGUCACUCUGCUAAAGAGGGACCGAUCAGAGCCUUUGGGUAUCAAGCUGGUCAGGAAGACUGAGGAGGCUGGUGUAUUUGUUCUAGAUCUGUUAGACGGAGGACUGGCCGCCAAGGAUGGGAGGCUACGGUGUAAUGAUAGAGUUCUGUCUAUCAAUGGCCAGGAUCUGAGGCAGGGGACACCAGAGACUGCAGCACAGAUAAUACAGCUGAGCGAGGCCCGUGUUAAUUUUGUGGUCCUGAGGCAGACUGUAGUGCAACCCAUGGAAGUCACUGAGGAAGGGGCUUCAUCUGGCAGUAGUAGUAGCAGCAGCAGUAAUGGAGGAAGCCCUGUCCACCCACGUAAACGGCCAAGUCUACGCCCAUGUCGUGGGAAAUCAACCCAUCAGAAGGACUUCUCUGGUCUAGAAAAGACCGUUAAUAUGAAGAAAGAGGUGCGAGAAUCUUUGGGAAUAACCAUUGGCGGAGGAAGGGAUCACAAAAACAGGCUCCCAAUCUACGUGUCAAGCAUUCAACCCAUUGGAUGUCUAUACAGAGAUGGGAGAAUCAAAAGAGGAGACCUCCUUCUAAGCAUAAAUGGAACAGAACUGACAUCACUGAGUUAUUUGGAAGCUGUAGCCGCACUCAAGGCUAAUGCAGCGUCUCACACAGUUGUCCUGAGAGCGCUGGAGUUUGCAGUGGAAGAGCAGAUAGGGGAGUCUGCUGAUGGAGCCACAGGCACUCAAGCAAUGAGAGAUCCUAGUGGGGUUUGGUCACCUCUUUGGGUCUCUUGGCUUUCUCUUCCAAGCUGUCUUCACUGGUGUCGGGAUAUCUCCUUGCGGAAGAGUAACCUUGAGAGCUGGGGCUUUAGUAUUGUUGGUGGCUAUGAAGAAGCUAAAGGUCACCAGCCAUUCUUCAUUAAAACUAUAGUGCCAGCCACCCCAGCAUUCUUCGAUGGAAGAUUAAAAUGUGGAGAUGAAAUUGUUGCAGUCAAUGGAGUUUCUGCAAUGGGUAUGAGCAAUGCAGAGCUGAUACCCAUGUUAAAAGAACAGAAGAACAGAGUGACACUGACCGUGGUUUCGUGGCCUGGGAGUACUGUGUGAUGCUGCUUAAGUGUUCAAUAAAGAGGCCUAAUAUUCUGCAUUUUAUCAUCUCUGAGCCAUUUGGGAAAUAUGAGGCCUUCCGUGUCCUGCUGUCUGUUUUCCUUGAUGUUUUCAAUAGAAGAUUACUGUUAGCCUUAAGGAGUAGAGAGAGACUUUUAAUAGACUGUGAUUUCCCCCCCCCCCCCCCAUUUAAGAUACUUUUUUUUUAGAAAAAUGUAAAAUGUUUGGUGAAUCAGGAGAUGUAAAUGCAAGAGAGAAACUUUACAAGGAAGAGAUGAUCAUUACAAUACUAGAGUAGACUUAAUGAUUCUGUGCUUCAUGACAAGGGUAGUUAAAUACGUGUGCUAUACUCUUAUCUAGUCUGUCUAUGAAUCUGACUAUGAAAUGGUUUCUGCCUUUUUGACAUACCAGCAAUCUAAGGGCUGUUAAACUCCAUUCUGCUGUACAUUUAAGACUAUGUGUUUAAGGAGGGGUUAAUAUUGCAAAUCUAGAAAUACUUCAUUAAUCUCCAACUCCAUUUUCCCAUCUGAAUUGUUUGAUCAUCCAAUCUGGAAUACAGUAUAUUGCUGGCAGUGGUGUAAAGGUUGUUUUUUUCUCAAUCAAAUUGUAACAAUGAAGAACUUUUUCUGAUUUCCUGCUAGUACUGCAGGUUAAAGGGUCAUUAAAGCAUUUUAUUUGUUGUAUCUAGAAUAGGGCAUUAAAAUAUAUUUUCUUUAAAAUGAUAGUAAUUGUCCACAAAUCAUCACACGUGGCAUAUACUUUUUGUCCACCAGGAUAUAUUUUUCAAAUGUGAUUUGUGGGCCUUCACUAUUAUAAAAGAGAGGCAUUUUUUUAUUUUACAUGUUUCUAUACAAGUGAGUUUCUAACCAACGGACCAAAACUGCACAGACAAUGCACUUUCUUUUCUUUUCAAAAUAAUCAUAUAGCAUAUUUAUAUAGUGGUCUUAUAUAUGCUUUAUGGAUUAUUAUUUUUUAUCAUUAUUUUUUUAGAAUUUAAUGUCCCUUUAAUAUACUUUAGUGUCUCUAGUUUGUAUAAUUUAAAUACAAACCUGCUGAUUUGCAUGAAUGAUAGUUUUAGCUUUUUUCCCGUUUUAAAACAUUUUAAUCUUUAAUGUUAUUAGUGCUGGGUUAUAUAUUUUAAUUUAGUUGAAUCUAUUUCACACUAUAGAAUGUAGAUAAUUGCCUGAUACUUUAGUGAGAAAGUGUAAUUGUUUUACAUAGGCUCCUCUACCCUGAAAUUACAGCAGAUAACAAUGAGAAUUGUUAUGACUCAAGCUUGCAGAUUUAUGUGUAUUAAUGCAAUUAUUGCCUUAUCCUCUAACAUCCUGUAGUCUAAUGAUCUCGCCUUAGGUUAAAUUAAGAGUCACACAGCCUUAUUAUUUCAAAUGAUUAUUGCUCAGAAUGUUGCCUUAUCUGCUGCCCCCACACUGCUUAAUGAAAGGUUCUAUGAAUCACAUUGUUUUCCCUAAAUUAUUUUAAAAGACCCAGUUAUACUGAAUGUACUGGGUACUUUUAAUAAUGUAGAUAUGUGUAAAAUGUCUUCUCACAAGGUUACCUGACAUUGAAUAAGUUAUAUUUUAUGAUUGUGUUUGCUACAGGAAAAAAAUAAUUUCUUUGGGACACUUGCAAAUACUUUUCUGUGUAAUUUACAAAUGAUCAGGAUUGUCACAAAGUUGUAAUCCUUUCUGUCUGGACAGCUUGUUUGUAAUGUUGCACUAUUUCUGCUAUAUGUAAAUGGUCCUGAUUCACAAAUCCAUCUCAGGAAGUUUUGUCAUGAGAUCAAGAAGUGAUUUUUGUAAAUGUGUGAAAUAAAGUUUGCUUAUAAAAAAAAAAAA
Messenger RNA from Bombina bombina (fire-bellied toad), 4166 nucleotides. RefSeq names its product ligand of Numb protein X 2. The record is from RefSeq and is a predicted model, not a curated record. Lineage: Eukaryota; Metazoa; Chordata; Amphibia; Anura; Bombinatoridae. Gene Ontology annotation, molecular function: ubiquitin-protein transferase activity; protein binding; metal ion binding. Bases 286 to 2331 code for a protein of 681 amino acids. The transcript is spliced from 10 exons.